This is a messenger RNA of Drosophila eugracilis, 4446 nucleotides long. It is a transcript of the gene c12.2, whose product is annotated as von Willebrand factor A domain-containing protein 8. NCBI's taxonomy places the organism in Eukaryota, Metazoa, Arthropoda, Insecta, Diptera, Drosophilidae. Gene Ontology annotation, cellular component: cytoplasm. Bases 143 to 4306 code for a protein of 1387 amino acids. Gene Ontology annotation, molecular function: ATP binding; ATP hydrolysis activity. The record is from RefSeq and is a predicted model, not a curated record. The transcript is spliced from 7 exons.
UUCGCAUGGGUAGCAUUGUUCUGGUAAACACGCGCGGACCGCCGCCGUUUUAGCCAAAUAAAUCCCAACAAGUUACUCCUUUCCGGAGCUCAAGCUCAAUUUUGUGUUAGCCUACUAAGCACCUAGAAGCCCUCCCAACCCGAUGGCCAUGCUGGCCAACCUGCAAGCACAUAGCGGCCACCUGUUGCGUCACAGCCUCCGAAACGGCAGGAUUUGGCGGCGAAGUUGGGCAAGCACGGCGACUGGAAAGGAUGCGGAAGAGGACAGCCUGACCAUCGGCGAUGUCAGUGUGCGACUGCGGAAGCCCAAGGAUCCCCAGCUAGUUCCGCAGCAAUACGUGAAAUACGCUCCAGAUGGCACCCUCCAGCUAUCUCAGUCUGCCCUUCACCACCUCCGCUGGAUGCUGCAAAAGGAUGCCCUGCGGCAGGAUAUGUUCUUACUAGGACAGCCGGGUCCUCUGCGUCGCCAGCUGGCCAUGCAGUUCCUGGAGCUCACGCAACGCGAGGUGGAAUACGUAGCCUUGAGCAGGGAUACCACCGAAAGUGAUCUAAAGCAGCGACGUGAGAUUCACGACAAGGCGGCCAUCUAUCACGACCAGGGAGCUGUGCGAGCAGCACUAAAUGGUCGUGUUCUGGUUCUGGAUGGAGUAGAGCACGCGGAGCGGAAUGUGCUACCCAUAUUAAACAAUCUUCUGGAGAAUAGAGAGAUGCAUUUGGAAAGCGGCAAGUUCCUGAUGUCCCCCGAGCGUUACGACAAACUCUUAGAGAAACACUCACGGGAACAGCUGGACGAAUGGGGACUGCUGCGCGUUUCUGAGCAAUUUAGAGUAGUGGCCUUGGGUCUGCCCACUCAUAAGUACAAGGGCACACCACUGGAUCCUCCAUUGCGCUCUCGUUUCCAGUCUCGCAAUGUGACUACCUACUCCUAUGGCGAGCUGUACGAGGAACUGCAGCUGGAGGCUCCUUCUGUGCCCGGCGAGCAGUUAAAGCAAUUGCUCACCUUUGCCUUGACCCUGCAGCAGGCCGAUCCAACUCUUCAACUGCCUGAUUUUCCACUCCACAACCUCCAAUUGGGUGUUAAGAUGCUGGAGGCUAAUCCCUCACUGAGCCUACACGAUGUGAUAAGUCGUAUCUAUCCAUAUCAGCCCAUGUUGAAGCCUGAUCAAAGGAAGCGCGUGGAGGAGCUGCUCAAGAAAUUGGACGUCCAAUUGAUUCCCAGUCAAAGCAUAAAGAAAAUCGAAAGUAAUCCAUCAGAUAACUCCCAAAUCCAUAUCAAAUUGGAUGAUCUGCAGCUUAAUUUGCCUGGAGGCGAAACUCCACCUGCUUCCUCUAACUUUGUGGAUCUCCCACAUCAAAGACAAGCCCUCGCCAGUCUGCUCCAAGCCUACGCGGUCGGGGAUGUGUGCCUUAUAGGCGAGAAGGGUGUGGGCAAGCUAACACUGACCCAUGAACUUCUCCGCCUGCUCCAGCAAACAUCAGAGCCAAUGAUGCUGUACGAGGACAUGACCAGCAGGGAUAUUGUCCAGCAGCGCAUUACAAGUCCCCAGGGCGAUACUGUAUGGAGGGAUUCGCCACUGGUGAGGGCUGCCAAAUCUGGAUCCGUGGCCGUUCUUAACGGUCUGCAUCGUCUCCACAAGAGCACGGCCAGCGUUUUACAGCGUCUCAUCCACGAUCGGGAACUGCAGUUGUGUGAUGGAACAACUCUUUUGGCAGCAAAUCGUUACCAAUCACUGCUUCAGCAAGGAUUCACGGAAGAGCAGCUUGGAAAACUCGGUUUCCUGCCUAUGCACGAGUCCUUCCGCGUGGUGGCUCUGGCUGAACCCCCUCGCCACGGUGGCGGACAGCCUAGUUGGCUGACACCCGAGCUUCUCAGCCUGUUUCUUUACCAGGAGCUGCGUCCGUUGCGCCAGAGCGAGGAGCAAGAACUGCUGGCUCAGCUCUGCGGUGGAGACUUACCUGCGGGAAUGGAAUCACUGCUGAAGCUAGCCCAACUUCUGAGGUCAUCACAGGAUCCUUUGCUGCAAGGACUCGCUGGUACCCUGUCCACCAGGCAAUUACUCAAAUUGGCCCGCCGUUUGGCUGCCUAUCCGCAGAGUGAGCUGAGCGAUGUCCACGAAAUGCUGCAGAACACAUUCCUGGCCAGAUUUAUGCCGGCCCUUUCAAGAAGUGCCUUAGAACAGGCCAUCCAACAAGUGGGCAUCAAGCCCCGGGAUAGCAAGCCUAAAAGCAGGAAGAAUCAGAUAGCUGUAGAGGAUAACUCCCUGAGGAUUGGCUCCACCCGCUGGCCAUUAGGCAAUCCCACCCAGGCGCAACUAUCCAAGGUACCCAGCACCCUGUUCUACGAGAUGCCGCAACAUGUUCAGCUGCUGGAGCGCCUGUUGCAGGAUUACCUCAUCGGCGAGCAUCUCCUUCUGGUUGGUAACCAAGGAGUAGGCAAAAAUAAGCUGGUGGAUCGCCUGCUGGAACUAAUGCAACGGCCCAGGGAGUACAUCCAACUGCAUCGGGACACCACCGUGCACAGCCUGACGCUUCAGGCGACGCUCAAAGAUGGCCAGGUGUCGUACGAGGACAGUGCUCUGGUCCAAGCGGUUCGAUCUGGUCACGUUCUGGUUGUGGAUGAGGCAGAUAAGGCUCCGGUAAAUGUCACCUGCAUCCUGCGAACUCUGGUGGAGAGCGGCGAGAUGGUGCUGGCUGAUGGUCGGAGAAUUGUGCCACCGGGAGCCGGCGGAAGAGUUCCAAACUCUAUUGAAACCCAUCCCGAUUUCCGUCUAAUAGUAUUGGCCAAUCGUCCGGGCUUUCCCUUCCUGGGAAACGAUUUCUUUGCCGCCCUCGGUGACGUUUUCAGCUGUCAUGCCAUCAGCAAUCCCGAUCCAGAUUCGGAGAUCUUCCUGCUGCAGCAAUAUGGUCCCAAGGUACCCAUAAAAACCCUCCGCACCCUGGUUAAUGCCUUCGGUGAAUUGAGAACUCUUGCCGACGAGGGAAUGCUAAACUAUCCGUACUCCACCCGCGAAGUGGUAAGCAUUGUCAAGCACUUGGAACGCUAUCCGGAGGAGAACAUGUCCGAGGUGGUGGGCAAUGUGCUGGACUUUGAUCGCUAUCAACCAGAGGCUCUGCAGCAGGUAACCCAAGUGCUGGCCAAGCAUGGCAUAGAAUCCUACGCCGAGGAGGAGAUCCAGGCCAUCAGGAAGCAGAAGACCUUGCAGGCAUCAGUGAAACGGCACAGUGGACUGGGCGUCUCUGGACCAAAGUUUGGCAAACUGGAUCCCAAGAACGAACCGCAUGUUGGCGGUAACACGUGGGCGGGCGGCAGUGGUGGACGUGACACUGCUGGACUGGGUGGCAAGGGUGGACCCUUUCGCCUAGAUAAAGGCCAUAAGGUCCAUCAGCUAAGCGACGAGGAGAAAGCCGAUGUACCGGAGGAAAUCAAGCGGGCGGCUCGAGAAAUGAACCGCAAGGCAUUCGAGGACAAGCUCAAAGAGAUUAAGAUGUCCGCCCACGACCACAAACUCUAUGCCCAGUUCAGCGAACCCAAUCGCAAGCAGGUGCAGCAGCUAAAGGCGGUCCUGGAGGCCAUGCAGACAAAGAGCAAGGAGCGCCAAUGGCAAAAGUACCAGACUCACGGCGAUCUGGAUGACACUCGACUAGUGGAGGGCAUCACUGGUGAGAAGAACAUCUACAGACGGCGGGCGGAGGCCAAUCCCUGGGCGGAUCACGUCCAGGAGAAGCCUAACCGACUUAAGCUGGUCGUGGAUGUUUCGGGUUCGAUGUACAGGUUCAAUGGCUACGAUGGACGGCUGGACCGUCAAUUGGAGGCCGUAGUGAUGGUCAUGGAGGCCUUCGAGGGCUUUGAGAAGAAGAUCGUCUACGAUAUUAUAGGUCAUAGUGGAGAGGGCUGGGAGAUUCCAUUCGUGACCGCCGGCAGUCCGCCAAAGAACGACAAGGAACGUUUUGAGGCCAUCCGGAUGAUGCACGCUCACUCACAGUUCUGCUGGUCCGGAGAUUCCACGGUGAAGGCGGCGCGGGAGGCCUGUUCUACGCUAGGUGCGGAGCAGGACUACGACAACGCCAUCGUGGUGGUCCUCAGCGAUGCCAAUCUGCAGCGCUACGGCAUUGCUCCCAAGGAUCUGGCUGUGGCUCUUAAGCGAGGCGAACCGAAGGUCAAAGGCUACGCCAUAUUCAUUGGCAGUCUGGCCGAGGAGGCCGAUGAAAUCAAUGCUGAAAUGCCAGCGGGUCAGAGCUUCGUCUGCAUGGACUUAACCAAGCUACCUCACAUCCUGCAGCAGAUCUUUACCUCGUCGCUGCUCUAGUGCAAUUUUUAGAUCCCAAUGGAUCGAUUAUUUUAAGUUUAUGUUGAACACAGUGUUGAUAAUUCCAAUUUUAGUUAAGCCUAAAUCGAGUCUAUAGAUUGAUUUUUGUGUAAAAACAAUAAAAUGUACAGCUAAACUGA